Molecule: messenger RNA, 813 nt
Organism: Leptosia nina
Lineage: Eukaryota; Metazoa; Arthropoda; Insecta; Lepidoptera; Pieridae
Source: the annotation of a GenBank genome assembly
AUGUUGGCCGAAGAACAUCCAUAUAUAGUAGCCUUAUUGAAUAAUACGAAAAAUUAUACAUGCACAGGUGUUAUAAUAGAUCAUCGUCGAGUACUAACUUCAGGGACUUGUAUAGACACUGUACCCACUUACGUGGUGGUCGGAAGCGCUAUAGCCGGUCAGAGAACGAAAGGAAAUAACAUUUUCAAUGUUGCAUAUACGAAAGCACACGAGGAUUAUUCCUUUGAAGUCAAUCAACGGAAUCAAAACGUCACUCGGAUGCAUAGCAAUAUCGCACUAGUAUUUACAGUAGAACUAACCUUGUUAUAUUUCACGGAAGCCGCAAUUUUGAGCAACUAUUUCGAAUCAGAAUUGAGGAAUAAAAAACUACACGCAACGGGAUUUGGUGAGAUAGAUAAAAGAGUUACAGUGUUACAGCACCAACGUUACCGUCAAGUUGCCUGCACUAAUCCAAAAUGGUACUAUUGUAUUUGUGGGAGGGAAAGUGGAAAAACAUACGAUCAAUAUUUCGGAGAGGGCGCUCCAGUGUUUUAUAAAAAUGAAGUAAUCGGCAUAUCCGCUUUCCCGACUGGUUUAUUGAAGUUGAAAAACGAUGAGCGAUAUAACGUGUUCACUGUAAUAAGCCCGUACUUGCCGUGGAUUAAAAAAACGCAGUCGAAUGAAGUACGCGCAUAUCGUUUGAAUUCGAGUGGAGUAGCUCGUAGCAGUCUUUAUUUUGUAACUGUUUUAUUGGUUGGUAUUAAAUUAAUUGUGUUCCAAUAUUGUGCAUUAUUAUUAUGUCCUGGUAUUGCUUUUGCUGUUUUUGUGACAUAA